Messenger RNA from Pyricularia oryzae 70-15, 153 nucleotides. RefSeq lists its product as uncharacterized. The record is from RefSeq and is a predicted model, not a curated record. Bases 1 to 153 code for a protein of 50 amino acids. Lineage: Eukaryota; Fungi; Ascomycota; Sordariomycetes; Magnaporthales; Pyriculariaceae. The transcript has 2 exons.
AUGAACUUCAUUUUGGUUGUUUACUUCAAGAAGGAGCGCUCAUGGGGCAUGGUUCUGGCACGCAUGAUGGAUACCUACCUUACCUACCUACCUACCUACCUACUUACCUACCAUCUUCCGACGCCAACCACCCACUUCACUGCUGAGGCAUGA